Messenger RNA from Microplitis mediator, 1923 nucleotides. It is a transcript of the gene tan, whose product is annotated as beta-alanyl-dopamine/carcinine hydrolase. The record is from RefSeq and is a predicted model, not a curated record. The transcript has 6 exons. Bases 436 to 1620 code for a protein of 394 amino acids. NCBI's taxonomy places the organism in Eukaryota, Metazoa, Arthropoda, Insecta, Hymenoptera, Braconidae.
GUAAGUCGAUAAGAGCUUAGGCAGAUUAGUGUCCUCCGUCCAUUCACGUAAAUAGUUUCAGCGGUUUAAGAUCUCAGUCUUGUUUAAACUUUACUUGUUAUUUAAACUCGAAUUGUUUAUUUAUUUCAUUGUUUUUAUAUAUCUGCAGCUGGAAAAUUUAUACCAGUUUUGAAUAUUUUUUAAUCUUCGUUUCUUCAUUUUUUAUUUUUUAUUUCUAAUUCAAAUAUUUGAAUUUGAAUUUGAAUUGUUAAUUGUUAAUUGUUAUCAGCGGACUGAGGUCUUAUCAGUUGAAUAGAUAAAUUGUUGUUGACGUACUUGAAUAGUCGGGUUUUAUAGUUUUUUUUUCGCACACCGUUGUCGGGUUUAUGAAAUAGUAUUCAUUAGAAGCAAAGUAAUUUUUGUAAAUUAUUUAAAAGGUGUUUUGUUUUUAAAAAAAUGGCUAAAAUAAUAAACGCGGAUAACGAUUCGUGUGAAUUCAAAAAAGAUAUCGGAAGAAGAAGUGCUGUUCCGAUAAUUUAUACACGAGGAACUCACUAUGAAAUUGGUUUUGAUAUCGGUCGUACGUUUGCUAAAAUAAUAAAUGAGUUUGUUGAUUGUUACAAACCGCUAAACGAUACAUAUUUAGCAGCUUACAAUACUAAAGAAGGAAGAAUUAUUUAUGAUGAAACAUUAGAAUGCGUUAGAAAACAAUUUCCGCAAUAUUUACGUGAAAUUGAAGGAACAGCUGCUGGUGCUAAUGUACCAUUUUACAAGCUGUUUCUUAUGCACCUUGAUGACAUUAUCCCGAAUGUCAUUAAUGGAGAAAUGGCCAGCACUAAACAACCCGUUGGAUGUUCGUCUAUUAUUUGCAAUCAUCCUGGGCAGGAAAUUUUAGGACACAACGAAGAUGCAUUGAGCGAAACUUUAAAUUAUUGGUACAUAGUCUGCGCAGAUAUUGUUGAGCCUGGGUAUAAAAAAGAAAAAUUUUCAUCUCUAUCAUACGCAGGAUUUCUUCCUGGCUACACAAUGGGAUUUAAUUAUCACGGACUAGUAUUCAGCAUCAAUACUCUGAGCGCUAAAACACUGAGAUCGGGAAAAACUCCCCGAUAUUUCUUAGCUCGAGCUCUUCUCGGCGUAGAAAAUUUUGUUCAAGCGCAGCAGACAUUGAGAAACAAAGGCUACGGCGCCGCUGAAGGUUUUUCAGUGAACAUGACGUUUUUAGAGCAAGAAGGUGACAGAAUGUUUCAUAACGCCGAAGUCGGUCCCGUUGAAAAAGGCUCUGAUGAAUCACAACUGAGUAUUCUCACCGCAAGUCCCGGGGAAAAUAUAUUUCAUUGCAAUAAAUAUCUCAGAUUAAAAGUACCCGAAGUAGACGGCGUAAUUAUUCCCAGCAGUGAGCAUCGAAUGUCAGCAAUAUUGCGACAUCCGCGACCGCGCACUCGCCGCGAAGUAAUUGAUAUACUUACUGAUCAAACAGAUAACGAGUAUCGAGUUUAUCAGGAAUUCGGACCCGACGAUUACGUCAAAACAAUAGCCACCGGAAUAUUUGAUUGCGUUAAAAGAACUUGGUCUAUUUACGCCACAAAGCCGAAAUAUAAUGAACCAUUGGUCGUUUUACCCAUACGUACUGAGACAUUUUAAAUAUUUUCAUUCAAUACUUAAUUAUAAUUAUUAAUCACUCACAUUUACGUCAUGGAAUUUUUGUCUAAUUAUUUAAAUUAAAUCUGGAGAUAAAAAAAAAAAAAAUAGAUUAAUAACUUGCGGAUUUUAAUGAUGAUUCGGUAAUUAAGUAUGAGUCAGUUAUAUUUUUUUUUUUAUUAUGUGACGUAAUGUUGAAUUUACAAUCGAAAAGUAUCAAGAAAAUGUAAAUAUCAAAAAGAUAAAUAUAAAUAAAAAAAUGAAAUGUUUUUAAAUAAAAUUAGCGGCAGAAAGAUGGAACAAUAA